This is a messenger RNA of Copidosoma floridanum, 648 nucleotides long. RefSeq lists its product as uncharacterized. The record is from RefSeq and is a predicted model, not a curated record. Lineage: Eukaryota; Metazoa; Arthropoda; Insecta; Hymenoptera; Encyrtidae.
AUGAAAGGUUUAGCUCGGGGGCAUUGCUGGUGGCCAAAUAUUAGCCACGACAUUGAAAAUUUAGUUAAAAGUUGUGAAUUGUGCCAAAGUGUCAGAAAUAAUCCAAACGUAACCGAAAAACAUGUUUGGUGGCCUGAGGUCUACAUUGUUAAAAAUAUGUUAGCAGAUACAACGAUAAAUAUUUGUAAGGAGGUUUUUGCAAGAUUCGGAAAUCCCUCAGUACUUGUAUUUGAUAAUGGUCGAACCUUUACUUCCAACGAUUUUAAAAAUUUUUUGAAGGAAAACGGCAUCACUCAUAAAUGUACAGCGCCUUACCACCCUGCCACCAACGGUCAAGCUGAAAAAUUCGUACAAACUAUAAAACUAGCGCUAAAAAAAUGUAAGAGUACACAAAAUUUACAAGCAGAUUUACAAAAAAUCCUAGCUCAAUACCGAACGAUGCCUCACACAGGCACAGGCGUGACGCCGGCAGAACUACUUUUCGGUAGGCAAAUUAGGUGUAAACUCGACUUAUUAAAACUGCCUGAAAAUCAUAAGUACCAAGAUGUAAACGUGGAUAAAAAGUGCAAAAAGUUUGAAAUUGGAGAAAGAAAAGAGAUAGCCUUACUGGAGAAGUUUCUCAAGUACAUUGGUGUUUCAGGUCGCUGA